This is a messenger RNA of Peromyscus leucopus (white-footed mouse), 2163 nucleotides long. It is a transcript of the gene Ednra, whose product is annotated as endothelin receptor type A. Gene Ontology annotation, biological process: regulation of blood pressure; vasoconstriction; enteric nervous system development. Lineage: Eukaryota; Metazoa; Chordata; Mammalia; Rodentia; Cricetidae. Gene Ontology annotation, molecular function: endothelin receptor activity. The record is from RefSeq and is a predicted model, not a curated record. The transcript has 8 exons. The coding region runs from base 406 to 1692 and encodes 428 amino acids. Gene Ontology annotation, cellular component: membrane.
AGAGUGGAGGGGAAGGUCUGGAAGCCUGUGGAGUCUAGGAAGGACCGCGGGAGGCGUGUUCCUCCGGAGUUUGCUUUUGCUUGGAAGACUCGAGCGCACACCCAUUCCUCUGGCCUGGCGACUGUGCGGGGGAGGUGGGGAGCCAUUCUGAUUCACUGAAUCGUCUCCGGAGGUUGCAGGCUGGGCGAGAUCUCCCCCAGAGGACCCGGGCCCUGCCGAGGGAGUUUCCCCGAAGUCGGCGCAGUGCUUCAGCCGCGGCCACCCGCCGCCCCGCGCGCCACCUUCCCUCGCUCCCUCUCCGUCUGGCCCAGGCGCGAACCUGGCACCGUCUGCGUCUGAGGAGCCCCCAGGUGAAAGAAAGGUAUAAAAAAAAAACGACAGAAGACAUUUCUUCAAAUCCACAUUAUGAUGGAUACUUUUUGCCUCACGGCAUCCUUUUGGCUGGCCCUGGUAGGAGGAGCAAUCAGUGACAACCCUGAGAGAUACAGCACUAAUCUAAGCAGUCUUGUGGAGAAUUUCACCCCUUACCCGGGGACAGAGUUCAACUUCCUGGGUACCACUCAUCCACCUACUAAUUUGGCCCUGCCCAGCAAUGGCUCAAUGCACAGCUACUGCCCACAGCAGACUAAAGUCACAUCAGCUUUCAAAUACAUUACCACUGUGAUAUCCUGCACCAUCUUCAUCGUGGGAAUGGUGGGGAACGCAACUCUGCUUAGGAUCAUUUACCAGAACAAAUGUAUGAGGAAUGGCCCCAACGCUCUCAUAGCCAGCCUGGCCCUGGGAGACCUUAUCUAUGUGGUCAUUGAUCUCCCCAUCAAUGUGUUUAAGCUGUUGGCGGGGCGCUGGCCUUUUGACCACAACGAUUUUGGAGUGUUUCUCUGCAAGCUGUUCCCCUUUUUACAGAAAUCCUCCGUGGGCAUCACCGUCUUGAAUCUCUGCGCUCUCAGUGUCGACAGGUAUAGAGCUGUGGCCUCAUGGAGUCGUGUUCAAGGAAUUGGGAUCCCCUUGAUUACCGCCAUUGAAAUUGUCUCCAUCUGGAUCCUCUCCUUUAUCCUGGCCGUCCCAGAAGCGAUCGGCUUCGUCAUGGUACCCUUCGAAUACAGGGGUGAGCAGCACAGAACCUGCAUGCUCAACGCCACGACCAAGUUCAUGGAGUUUUACCAGGGUGUGAAGGACUGGUGGUUGUUCGGGUUCUACUUCUGCAUGCCCUUGGUGUGCACAGCCAUCUUCUACACCCUCAUGACCUGUGAGAUGCUGAACAGGAGGAACGGCAGCUUGCGGAUUGCCCUCAGUGAACACCUCAAACAGCGUCGAGAAGUGGCGAAGACCGUGUUCUGUCUGGUCGUCAUCUUUGCCCUCUGCUGGUUCCCUCUUCACUUAAGCCGCAUUUUGAAGAAGACUGUGUAUGAUGAGAUGGAUAAGAACCGAUGUGAACUGCUCAGUUUCUUGUUGCUCAUGGAUUACAUCGGUAUCAACUUGGCAACCAUGAAUUCUUGCAUAAAUCCAAUAGCUCUAUAUUUUGUGAGCAAAAAAUUCAAAAAUUGUUUCCAGUCAUGCCUCUGUUGCUGCUGUCACCAGUCCAAAAGCCUCAUGACCUCGGUCCCUAUGAAUGGAACAAGUGUCCAGUGGAAGAACCAUGACCAGAACAACCACAACACAGAACGGAGCAGCCACAAGGACAGCAUGAACUAACCCUCUGCAGAAACACCAAUCACUGUGUCUUCAAGUCCUAGUGGAGGAGAUAGUCACACAGCAGCGGUCCCCCAAACCUCCCAAAUUCUCUCCCCUGGUCCUCUAACCCAUCCCAAGAAAAGAAAAGCUCUCCUGCCUUCCCAACAGCAUGUGGUGGAGUGCCUUCCAACCACAGUCAGUGGGUCUUUCCUAAGUACUUUAUAUGAUUUGCAUAUUUUGCAGGUCAUAUCCAACACUUGAAAAUUAUGACAGCUGAGGGAGAAAGGGGAUUGUUGAAGGAAACCACACUAUAUCUGCAAGUUUUGCAUGAACACAGAGUUUGCAAGCUCAUGACCAGCGUUCAUGCAGGUCUGUGGAAUAGCCACUGAGAAUGCUCAUCACAGGACUCUACAGCAAGGGUUCUCAACCUUCCUAACGCUGUGACCCUUUAACACAGAUCUUCAUGUAGUGGUGACCCUCAACCAUAAAAUC